CAACUCGCAAUUCGCAAUUCGCAAAUAGUACUACUGCACUGCUCCUCCUUUGUGAAAGAAAAUUGCUUAAAACCACGGGCUCGUGUCAUCACGGGCCAGAUGCUGUGGCUUAUAGCACGGCUCUUUGUGAAACGAAUUAUCGCAAUGCAAGCGAGCGCGUUCGCCUUAAUUAUAUGCUGUACCAUUAAAUUCCAACAUCCAACUUAACUCUACAACAUUUUUUUCUCCAAAAAAAAAAAUAAUAAUAAUAAUUAAUUAAUUAAGGGAGUUCCAAAACUUCAGAGCAGCUAGCUAGGCUAUAUAUAAACUUUCGACUCCUGUAAGUACAUUCAUCAGAAAAAUCCUGGGCAGAGAAGAGAUUGACCAUCUAGAAAUUACAGACAGAUAGAUCAGAUCAGAGAUCGAUAAAUAGAUAGAUCAUGAAGAUGCCUCUCUCGUUUAUUAGAUCUCUGUCAAGAACACAGACAGAUCAUGUUCCCGAUGAUGAUGGUACUGAUGAUGCAGAGGGUGCCGAUGUUUGUACAUCUCUUACGGUGUGGAGGAAGUCACUCAUCCUCAACUGCAAUGGCUUCACCGUCAUCAAUUCCGACGGCAAUCUUAUUUACAGAGUCGACAAUUACACCGGUCGUCCGCCGGAGGUCGUUCUCAUGGACGCCUCCGGGGAACCCCUCCUCUCCCUCCGUCGUCGCAAGAAGCUGGGAUUGAUGGACAAGAACUGGUGGGCGGUGUACGAAGGGGAAGUCGGUGAAUUUUGCAGCAAGAAGCCGAUCUGGCGCGUCAGGAAACACGUUAACUACUUGUUAAAUCCUAUCAAUGGCGGCAAUAGUAACAGCGGCGGCGGUGUUCUGGCGCACAUUUAUUUUGGGCCGUCGACGGCGUCGGAGAAGGGGUAUGCGUACGUGAUUGAGGGUUCGUACGCGGUGAGGUCAUGCAGGGUGCUGGACAGGUCGAGGAGGCUGGUAGCGGAGGUACGGCGGAAGGAGUCGGCGCACGGCGGCGCUGGCAUAUCCUUCGGCGCCGAUGUUUUUGUUUUGAUGGUUCACCCGGGGUUCGAUACUGGGUUUGCAAUGGCGGUGGUGUUGAUAUUAGAUGAGAUGUUUUCCUAGCUACCUUAUUUUUCGCUUCAUUUUUUUAUUUUUUUGGCAUUAAUACUUUGUACAUAUAUAUUAGAGAGAAAAUAAAUUUAUUUCUUAGCUGUGAGUUUUAGAA
Molecule: messenger RNA, 1209 nt
Organism: Malania oleifera
Lineage: Eukaryota; Viridiplantae; Streptophyta; Magnoliopsida; Santalales; Ximeniaceae
Product: protein LURP-one-related 17
Exons: 2
Coding region: 420-1106 (228 amino acids)
Source: RefSeq, a predicted model, not a curated record